GAGAGAGCAAGUCGAGCUUCUUAUCCUUUCAGUUUUCCUCCCUAACUCAAGGCGCCUGACCUGUUUCCAGCAGUGGGCACUUCUCUAGAGUCGCAGCACCAACAAUGGCCGCAAUGGCUGCUCUCCACAGCUCCUUCACUUCUCUUUCUCUCUCCUCUUCUUCCUUCUUCGGCCAACCAUUUUCGCCCUCUCUCUGCCCGUCCCUGGUCAAAUCACAUGAGAAUCCAUCUCCUACCCCUAUAGUAAUGAAGCUGAAGAGAUGGGAGAGGAAAAAAUGUAAGCCAAACAGCCUUCCAGUACUACACAAAAUGCAUGUUAAGGUUGGAGACACUGUAAAAGUUAUAUCUGGACGUGAAAAGGGUAAAGUUGGAGAGAUUACCAAAAUCUUUAAGCAUAACAGCACUGUGGUAGUCAAAGAAAUUAACUUGAAGACCAAGCAUAUGAAAAGCAGGGAAGAGGGGGAGCCAGGGCAGAUAAUCAAGGUUGAAGGACCAAUUCACAGCUCAAAUGUGAUGCUCUACUCCAAAGAACAGGAUGUAACGAGCCGAGUGGGUCACAAGAUACUGGAGAAUGGAAAACGCGUCCGGUACCUCAUAAAAACAGGGGAAAUAAUUGACAGUGCAGAGACUUGGAAUAGAGUGAUCAAAGAGAAAGAAAAAACAGAAGCAGUAGCUGCUUCUUCUGCCUCUUAGGGACGUUAUCCCAUCCCACUGUAGCCACCAGGACUGUAUUUCUCUUCUGGGCUUUCCUUUUUCUGCUUCAGCCACUUAUGAUGAUUACACAUUUUACUGGAAAAAUAGAAAAAAAUAAAGAAGAAAAAUAUUUUGGUCA
Messenger RNA from Diospyros lotus (date-plum), 831 nucleotides. Its product is annotated as 50S ribosomal protein L24, chloroplastic. The transcript has 4 exons. Bases 105 to 692 code for a protein of 195 amino acids. Gene Ontology annotation, cellular component: mitochondrion; ribosome. Lineage: Eukaryota; Viridiplantae; Streptophyta; Magnoliopsida; Ericales; Ebenaceae. Gene Ontology annotation, molecular function: structural constituent of ribosome; RNA binding. Gene Ontology annotation, biological process: translation. The record is from RefSeq and is a predicted model, not a curated record.